CCGUCCCGGUAGAAGCGGCGUUUGACGCAGUCGCCAGAAAGGGGUGCUGCCUGGUGAAGCGCGUUAUUACAAGCCGUGAACGCUGCAGCCAAGGCCUGGAAAGCAUCCCUUGCGCAGGGCGUGAGGAGGGAAGCCUGGUGGUUGUACGGCGUUGGGAGUCGGGAGAGGAGCAGUAUCUCUGACAAGACGGCACUACGGCAGACAGUAAACCGCCCAAGCGACUCGCCACGACGCCCCAGAAAACGAAUCUGACGAAUCGAACCCUGCAGACGACAUUUCGCAAAGAUGAGGCCGGGAACGAGCAGAUAGCAGCCAUCUGGCCCUAGUAGUAACACCCUGGGAAGGAGCAAACAGCGCAGUAGCACACUACCCUGGGAAGGAGCGAGGAGACAGCUCUCUCAAAAGAGAUCGUCGCCAAGCCGGCCCGUGUAAAAGGACCCAGGUGGCCACAAGGCAAGCACAGGCCAACCAGCAGCGAGAGAAGCAGGGCGUAGAAGAACUUACACACACGUUGUAGGACAGUCGAGUUGCUUUUCUGUGGUUGGUUUACACAUAAAAGGAAACCAAAUGGGUAUCAGGAACUUUAACCCACAGCGUAUGGCGGAGGGACUGCGCACGCGCGUGUUCCGGACCAAGCCUCUGGACUCUCAGAUCGAGAGCGAGGCCAUCCCCAUGACGACGAAGUUCCAGAAGUGUCUGACGACACGUGACCUGACGUCACUGGGGGUGGGGAGCUGUGUGGGGACGGGAAUGUACGUGGUCUCCGGGCUGGUGGCGCGAAACAUGGCGGGACCUGGUGUCGUCAUGAGCUUCGCCAUCGCAGCGGUGGCAUCGCUUCUGUCCGGCGUUUGCUACGCGGAGUUCGGGGUAAGGGUUCCCAAGACGACAGGCUCCGCCUACACCUACAGUUACGUCACGGUGGGAGAGUUCGUCGCGUUCGUGAUUGGCUGGAACCUCAUCCUGGAGUAUUUGAUUGGCACGGCGGCCGGCGCAAGCGCACUCAGCUCCAUGUUCGACACGCUGUCCGGCCACGCCAUCAGCAAGUUCAUGAUCAGCCAUAUUGGAUUUGCUAUAGGCAAAGCGUACCCAGACAUCCUGGCUUUCUUCAUCGGCAUCCUGAUCACCAUCAUCCUGGCACUGGGCGUCAAGAACAGCAUCGGCUUCAACAACAUCCUCAACGUCAUCAACUUCGCCGUCUGGGUCUUCAUCAUGGUGGCGGGACUGUUCUUCGUCAACGGCAAGCACUGGACUAAAGAUGGCUUCUUUCCUUACGGCACGUCAGGGGUGUUUCACGGAGCGGCCACCUGUUUCUACGCCUUUAUAGGCUUUGACAUCAUCGCGACUACCGGCGAGGAGGCUAAGCACGCGUCCCGCUCCAUCCCGCUGGCUAUUGUCGGCUCCCUGCUCAUCUGUCUCACGGCCUACGUCUCCGUGUCCGCCAUGUUAACCUUGAUAGACCCUUACGACAAGAUCGACACGGAGUCGCCGCUGAUCGGCAUGUUCGUGCACCAUCACUACGAACCCGCUAAGUACAUCGUGGCGCUGGGCGCUAUCUCCGGUCUGACCGUGUCGCUGCUGGGGUCGCUCUUCCCCAUGCCCAGAGUCAUCUACGCCAUGGCUAACGACGGACUGCUCUUCAGGUUCCUGGCCCGUGUCCACGAGCGGACGAAGACCCCCGUACUGGCCACCGUCAUCUCCGGUUUCCUGGCGGCAACCUUGGCGCUACUCGUCAGUCUACAGGACCUGAUAGAGAUGAUGUCUAUCGGCACGCUGCUGGCCUACACCCUGGUCUCCGUCUGUGUCCUCAUCCUGCGCUUCCAGCCGGACGUGCUGGUCGAACCCGGCAACGAGAUCUUCGACGAGGCCAUCCCGAUGGGGGAGCGGGAGAAACCGGUGGACAACACGGCUUCCGAGGGGAAAGUCACGGAGGAUACCGUGCAGACAGAGAAGGAGAGGCAAGAACAGGACACGAUGUACGACGAUGACGACUCUGCACUAAUUCCAGGCGGCGGCAAGGGACUGAUGCAGGGACAGGUGAGCUACGGGACUAUGGAGAAGGGCGCUAUUGACGAGAAGGAACAGGAGAGUUGGUUCACGCCUUACAUCAACAAGAUCAAACAGAAACUCGGACCUGUGGUGGAAAAUAUUAAGAUCAGGUUGGGUAUCCCGCUGGAGUCUGCAGUGCCCACGGAGCAGUCGGCGCGGAUCGUGUCUAUCUGUGUGGUGGUGGAGUUCAUCGGCAUGUUCGUGUGGUGUGCCUUCAUCAUCACACAGGAGAAGCACAUCUACAACCGCGAGGGCUGGGCGGUCAUCCUGGCUAUACUCAUGGCCUGUUUCAACCUGGUGUUUGUGUACCUGAUCCUCCGCCAGCCGCCCAACCGCAGGAAACUGAAGUUCAUGGCGCCGUGCGUCCCCCUGCUGCCCAUCUGCGCCAUGCUCUGCAACAUCUACCUGAUGCUCAAGCUCUCGCCCAUCACCUGGAUCCGGUUCGUCGUCUGGUUCACGAUAGGACUGUUCAUCUACUUCGGAUACGGCAUCUGGAACUCCAACAUCGAGUCGCGUGUCUCGGACAUCGGCCGUCAGUCCGGAGACGGGAAGACACACGACUCCGUCGUCAUAGACACCAGCCAGAUCGAGAAGCCUGCCGUGCAACCCAAGGUCCUCCCGGCGCACAACCCUCAGACCAAGGAAGACUUCACCGUGGACCAGGCACCCAUCUUGGACGAGGAUGCCGUCAUGCAAUAACGUGUCCAGUCGCAAGCUGGCGUACAUGUAUGUAAACAUUAGGCUACCCAUUUGGUUCUUAUUACAGUAACUAUGUUUUGCAGCCAGGUAUAGUAUGAAAAUAAGGUGAAAAAGAUGGCCAGAGAAACAUCAUAUCUCAGUGCAAACCCAAUCUGUUUCUCCUAUCAUGAUGUACUGUAACUAAAACACUUUCCUGGUG
Molecule: messenger RNA, 2944 nt
Organism: Branchiostoma belcheri (Belcher's lancelet)
Lineage: Eukaryota; Metazoa; Chordata; Leptocardii; Amphioxiformes; Branchiostomatidae
Product: probable cationic amino acid transporter
Exons: 14
Coding region: 568-2745 (725 amino acids)
Biological process (GO): amino acid transport; transmembrane transport
Cellular component (GO): plasma membrane
Molecular function (GO): amino acid transmembrane transporter activity
Source: RefSeq, a predicted model, not a curated record